Messenger RNA from Mytilus californianus (California mussel), 3588 nucleotides. RefSeq names its product NIPA-like protein 2. The transcript has 12 exons. Lineage: Eukaryota; Metazoa; Mollusca; Bivalvia; Mytilida; Mytilidae. Gene Ontology annotation, cellular component: membrane. Gene Ontology annotation, molecular function: magnesium ion transmembrane transporter activity. The coding region runs from base 89 to 1285 and encodes 398 amino acids. Gene Ontology annotation, biological process: magnesium ion transport. The record is from RefSeq and is a predicted model, not a curated record.
GGCAAAUCUGAGAAUGCACGAAAUGAAGAAAUGUUGAUGAAGACUGGAGGGAUGAAAUUAAGAAAAAGAUGAAAAUAUAUCACCAAUAAUGGAUGCAUUGAACAUAACAUCUAACGAAACUACAACAAUUUCCAAUGCAUCAGAACACAUAACCUAUCAGGAUUUGUUGAUAGGAUGUAUUCUUGCAAUAAGUGGAAAUCUGAUGAUCAGCAUAUCGUUAAAUGUACAGAAAUAUACACACAUGAAGAAUGAAGCUUUAGGAGACCAGAUACAUUACACUAAAGAUCCAUUAUGGUGGAUUGGUCUAGUAUUGAUGGCAGUCGGAGAGAUUGGAAACUUUUCAGCUUAUGGGUUUGCCCCUGCCUCUCUGGUGGCACCACUUGGGACAACAACAGUUGUUGCCAACAUAUUCUUAGCUGCCAUCUUUUUAAAGGAAAAGAUCCGAGCUGAACAUUUAUUUGGGUCAGCAUUAACAGUUAUUGGAGCAUUUCUCAUCGUCACUUUCUCUUCAAGUAAAGAAAAGGUAUUUGAAGGAAGUGAAGUUACAGAAGCAUUAAAAACCAUGACAUUUACAGUUUAUAUUAUUAUAGAAAUUAUAGUUUUGGGAGUUGUACUAUUCCUGUUAUAUAAAGUUAAGAUGAAGAAAGUAGUUAUAUAUUUAUUGAUAGCAGAUAUAAUUGCCUCAAUAACAGUAAUUUGUGCGAAAGCAGUAUCGGGAAUGUUACAGUUAACAUUUGAGGGAUAUUCUCAAAUGUCAUAUCCUGGUCUGUACAUAAUGGCUAUUGCCAUGGUGGUCAGUGCUGUUAUACAAGUCAAGUAUUUGAAUAUGGCCAUGAGAGAAUUUAAUUCUACAGUUGUAGUUCCAACCCAUUUUGUGUUCUUUACUAUUAGUGCAAUAUUAGCAGGAAUUAUAUUCUACAAAGAAUUUUGGGGAAUGAAUGGUUUAGAAAUUUGUAUGUUUCUUGUAGGUUGUAUACUGUCAUUUAUUGGGGUGUAUUUUAUCACAGUUGGUAAAACACCCGGUAGUAUAGAGGAAACCCAGAGUGAGCCUCUUAAUAACACAGAACAUAGUCAACAAGUCUCACCAAGUUUAUUUCCAUCAUGGUUAUUUGCCACAAUAAAUGUUGGAGAGGUCCAGCCAAAAGGUGAAGUGAGUCACCUGACAGACACAGACAGGGAACCCAUCCUCCCUACUGAUGUAGUAUACCAUGCUUCAGAUGAUACACUGUUUAGUGAAGGGGACCAGCAACAACAGAAUUAUGGUGCUACUACUGAUAGUACAUGACCUCACACAGAACUUUAGUCACAUGACUUAUAAAAAUAUAGAGCUGUAUAAGAUAUAUUACUAUACAUGGAAUGGCUAAAUAAUCUGCUUUAUUUAUACUAAAUAUUAUAUUGAACUUUUACUACAAAAACAGUCAUUAAACUGGCAGUGAAAAAGACAGUUUAGAAUUGUACUAUUUAGUAUUGUUAAAUCCAGUUAGAAUGUAAAAUAAGGAGAAUGUAAAAUAAGGAGAAGUUGCCAAAGUGAUAACUGUCCACCACAGUCCACAAAUGAUGUGGAUUUAAGUAAUUAUUGGUCACCGUACGGCUUUAAACAAUGAGCAAAUUCAUAUUGUAUAGUCAGCUAUAAAAGGCUGUUACAGAAGAAAACAAACGAUUUAUGCCAACCAAAAAAACUAAGUAAGAAUUAGAGAAGAAAUAAAUUGAAUUGGUAACAAAAGUAAGAUGUUUGAUUGAAACAGUAUUUUAUUGCAUACGAAACACCACUAUCAUGUUAACCAAAGUUUAUCCUGUCAGGAAUAAAACAAACCCCUUGAAGUCAACAACCCUUACCCUUUCUGUCAGGAUGAAAGCAAUAAACAUUCCUUGUAUUGUGUAUUAUUUAUACUUUUGUUGUCCAUUCCUUGAAAGUGUUUAACAACCAUAUAAGUGUUCAGUGUUUUUAUAUAAUAAUUUAACCAUUUUUUCUGAAAAUAAUCCUUAAUGUCAUGUAAACCUUUAUUGACAGUAGUUUAGGGUUAAGUUUAGAAUCAGACAUAUAAUUAGGUUAAGAACUAGAACAAGAUACAAGGUUAGAUAUUAAACCCGGAAUAUAUUUAUUAAUAGAAAAGGUCAGGGUUAUUAGUAAUAGGUUAGGAUAGGGGAGAAUGCAAUAUAUUAAAUUUCAAACCUCUAGCUUAACCUAAUCUGGGACAAUUUUUUAACAGUACAAUACAACAAGCUAUAAAAUUGUUCCAAACUUUCCAACUUUUAUCAUGAUGUCUUUUUUAUGUGGCACCACUAUUUCUCAUAUAUAAGAAAUAAUAAAAGACAAGUUGAUUACUGUCUAAGUUAAUAAAUGAUUUUUAUUCCAAUAUAUGUAAUAACUUUGUACAACACCUUUUUGUGGCCAGGAAAAUUCCUCACAGAAAUAUAUCAUGGCUUAUUCUAAAUCACAAUUGAAUAUUUUUGUAUUUCAAACAGAUAUUCAAAGUAUGUAUGUUGUUGACAAAUCAGUAUUUUCAUAAAAUGAUAUAAAUAUCUGACAGAAAUUAGAACAUGUCUUUGCUUGGUGCUACUGAUUAGUUUUGGUGCCUUUUUCAAAUUUACAAAUAUUUUUUAUCAAAACAUAAAUUCCUGUAUUAUUUUCAAAGCCAAAAUAUAAACUAGCUUAAAUUUCUUUGUAUAAUUAGAAAAUAAUGUAUAAUUUAAAUACUGGGUAGUUUUAUCUUUGUUUGGUUGCUGUCAAAUUUACCUUACUUUUCUUCUCAGUGCCGUUAAAGUACCAAUAGUCGCUGUAUUUGUAGUUAAAGAAUAUGAUCAAUGUUAUACAUGUUUUAUUUUGCUCAUCUUGUAUAUUGGUAUUUUAGAAUGUUUUAAUGCUGACUCUUCAGGUGUUUUUUUAAUGGCUUAUUUACAUACAUUUUGGGGGUUUAUAGUAGUCUCUGUUGAAGAUUUUGUCGAUUUCAUAUAUUGGCAUAAAAAUAUAGAAUUUGAGUUCCUAAUUUGAAAAUUGACUAUCAUGUGGAUAUAAAAUAUAUUCCGACUAGAUUGGUACUUUAUAUUUUAUGUGUUUUUCUAACUGCCGUUUUGGUUCUUUGUUGUACCAUUUAAUUCUCAGUCCAUUUAAUCACAUGAAAUCUUGUUGAUAGCUGAAUAUCAUUAAUUCUUGCCAGAUUUUCUGCUGCCUUUAUAUUCCAAAGAUGAUGUUAGUCGAUUCUGUCCAAAGUUAGACAGAUUUUUAAUAUGUGGAGUUGUGCAUUAUAGGUUCUGUUAAUAGUUUGGUUUAUGGCUAGAUCUUGGUUGUAUCCUAUUUAUUUGAUGCUAAUAAUUGUUCCUCUUAUACUAUGUAUGUUUUAUACAUUGAGGUCAUAUUUAUAUUUUGAUCCAUUUAUUUUUAUGUCCUAUCUAUAUAUGUCUGUUAUUAUCUUUACUGUAUUGUUUUAUAUUGAUGUCCUAUAUAUGUCUGUCAUUUUAUUUUGAUAACAUUAAUUUUCUAUAUCAUUUUAUAAAGCAGCAAAAUAAUCAUUAUUAUACAUGUCUAUUAUUAUUGUUGUUGUUUUGUUAAUCUCUACAUUGUAAAUCUAAUAAAAUAUUAAAAUUAAA